GUAGCCUGGUUCGUUUCACCGUGCGUCGCGUCGGGCUGCUGCUCCGCCUGCUCUGCUGGCCGCACAGCGGGUCGCCAAGACGAAGGCCCGCCACGCCCCGCCACCCCGCUACAGCGCGCCCCGGGCGACGCCCGUCGCAGCCACUUACUAAGUACCUGCCGGCCGCCCGGGCCGAACGCGAGUGCGGUCGUCACGUGACGCGAGAGUGCGAGUCGUCAACCCCAAAGCAUCGUCGCAGUCAGGAUUUACUAACACGGCAAGGUGCGGGCGCCCCACAUUUUUUUUCCUGUGCUCGGAGUUGCCGGGCCAGUCGGCCCCCUUGUCGAGCAGUGGUGAAGCGCCCGUCUCCACGACGAAGCGGCCGCGGGCGCAGCCGUGCAAGUGGAUGGGGCUGCGGGGCCGGAAGCGGAAGCGCUGCCGGCAGUUCAUCACCAACCGCUUCAAGUUCGGGCUGGCGGCGCGGAGGCGGGGCUCCGCGCUGCGCCUCAACAUCCCGCAGCAGCCGCCGCAGCCGGGCGCCACCCCCGGGCCGACCGCCCCCACGGACCCUGCCGCCCCCGUGGACCCCGCGGACCCCGCGGCGCCCACCCCCGAGCUCACCACGCCGGGCACGCCCCUGGACUACGACUGGCUCAAGAACGACUUUGACGAGCAGGUGAGCCACGCGGACGACGGGGCAGGCUCCCCGGACCCGGUCGACGACGAAGUGAACCUGGAGCCCGUCGACGCGGAGAGCGAGAAGGUGCUGCACAUGGUGGAGGAGGAAAUCCUGGAGCGCAUCUCCGACGGCCAGGACGACAAUCUCACCGUCAACCAGACGCUGGCCGAGGUGCUCGACGAAACCAUCCAGGAGAUCAGCGACGUCACCUUCCACGCUCGUCACUUUCUCCGUGGUGUCGAUACUGCUGCUAGUGCUGGGCUUCCUGUCGGCGCUCUACACUUUCAAGGAGCCGCGGUACACCUUCAAGCGGCUGUCCGCCGGGAUCCAGUUCAUCGCAUUCUGCGGCCUGCUUGUCGUGAUCGAGGUGUUCCGCAAGGCCGCCGAGUACGAACAGAUAACCCAGCUGGGCGGGGUGCCGCUCGUCAUGGGUUACUCACAGGUGCUGGCGUGGGUGUCGCUGGCAGGCCAGAUACUCUCCUCCUUCUUCUUCCUCCUCUACUCGCGCAAGAAGAAGCGCAACAAGGCGCCCAACGAGGAGGUGGCCAUGGCCGACGAGCCCACCAUCAUCGGCCGGUAAACACCACCACACCAUUUCUUUUUUAACCUUUUUUUCUACCAAAUACGCACAAACAACCUGUAAAGUUUUCAAUAAAGGGAGCGAGGAGACGA
Molecule: messenger RNA, 1330 nt
Organism: Frankliniella occidentalis (western flower thrips)
Lineage: Eukaryota; Metazoa; Arthropoda; Insecta; Thysanoptera; Thripidae
Cellular component (GO): plasma membrane
Source: RefSeq, a predicted model, not a curated record